Fusarium pseudograminearum CS3096 is the source of this 1374-nucleotide messenger RNA. RefSeq lists its product as uncharacterized. NCBI's taxonomy places the organism in Eukaryota, Fungi, Ascomycota, Sordariomycetes, Hypocreales, Nectriaceae. Bases 1 to 1374 code for a protein of 457 amino acids. The record is from RefSeq and is a predicted model, not a curated record. The transcript has a single exon.
AUGGCAUCUACAACGACAACUUCAACAGAUGAUCCUCUUCACGAGCCACCGGACAGCAGAAAUAUAGGUCAUGAUGGCCUAUUCAAGCUUGGAGACUUCACUCGAUUGAACUCGCAAAGCCUGACGGGAUGGGCCUCCCCGAAACCGAAAAUCGCCAAGGACUCCAACUCGCCCCCCGCACUUGGAAACUUCAAGAGACUAUUCGAGCAACUUCGUUUCAAAGAUAAUGGGACGCCUCAGCACCGGCCAGUAGUUGCCUCUGUAAAGGCACAGCCGGUCACGAUACUGACGACGUCCCUCGAAUCAGUAUCACUCGCCAAGGCGGUUAAUGUCCCCAAUAUUUUGGCCGGACCAAUCUUCGACCCAAUCACCGAUUCAGAGACUGGUGGUGGCUCUGACACUGAUGCGUUGCCUGCCGAUUCAUAUUCAACUGCUGCUUCAACACCGCCAAGCUCGAAUGAGUCUCCUCUCAAGGAUUUUGAUGAGACGAAGAAGAGCAAGACCAAAGUUGUAAAAACAAAAGAAAAAUCCCAUUCAAGAGGAAAUUCCGAGCCUAAAGUGGUGGUUUGGGACCUUGUUCGACCAGAAUCGGUUAAGCAUGUCCUCUCGUACCAACCUUUUAAAUACGGCCCCAUCUCCGAAAUUCACAGCAAUGUGCUGCCGACUUCGGCCAAACACGAAAGUCUCAUGGGCAAGCUAGUCGAUGAGCGCAUCAUUGACUCCAUGAUCUGCAGCGACUUUUCUACUAUUGCGGGCAACGGAAUUCACGUCUUCGUUGACAUGUCCAACAUCGUUAUCGGCUUCCAGAAAGCCUUGAGGGCCAGAUUUGGCAUUCCCGAGUCUUCGCGCUUCGUACCACUUCCCCAAAUGAACCUCCCUUUCUUCCACGAACUCCUUACUCGCGAUCGCUACGCCGAAUGGCUCAACGUAGGCUGUUCCAUGCGUCCCGAUCGAGGCGAACCUCCUUUCAUUCAAGAGCUGAAAGAUCUUGGGUAUCGAGUCGACCUUCGCAGCCGUCGUGCUGAGCAGUCUGGUUCCAACGAGCACACCACUUCCGAGACUGGCGGUUUUCGCUAUGUCGAGGAUAUGGUUGACGAAACACUUCAAAUCCGAAUUGGCGAAUCUGUUAUGCAGUAUUUUGAGAUGCCGGGCACACUCGUUAUUGCCACUGGGGAUGCCCGGCCGGCCAAAUACUCGGAUGGCUUUCUCGCAUAUGCUCAACGCGCCCUGAAAAUGGGCUGGAGCGUUGAGGUUGUGUCAUGGAAAGCAAGUCUUUCAUCCGCCUGGAACGCACUCCUGAAGGAUAAGACCAUCGGUUCUCGAUUUCGUAUUAUUGAACUCGAUCAGUUUGUUGACGAGCUCUGGAUCUGCUGA